Messenger RNA from Austrofundulus limnaeus, 4713 nucleotides. RefSeq names its product ubiquitin specific peptidase like 1 (gene uspl1). The record is from RefSeq and is a predicted model, not a curated record. Gene Ontology annotation, cellular component: Cajal body. NCBI's taxonomy places the organism in Eukaryota, Metazoa, Chordata, Actinopteri, Cyprinodontiformes, Rivulidae. Bases 847 to 4344 code for a protein of 1165 amino acids. Gene Ontology annotation, biological process: protein desumoylation; Cajal body organization. The transcript has 12 exons. Gene Ontology annotation, molecular function: SUMO binding.
UUCGAAACGUCGGAAAAAUGCGUGCAGGGCGUCGUUCGAAUCGCGAAAGACCGAACUUUAAUUUGCCGUCGUCAGAACGCACAGUUGCCGGUUCGCUUUUCGAGAAAAGCCGGCCAGAAAAAGUUGAAGCGAACUGCGCCUCUGUCAUUGCCUCGCGCUGCCUUGUUUCCUAUGCGAAUACAGUCAGCCAUUACAGUAAAGCGCAGAUCGUGAGGGGAUUUUUUUUAACUGUCUCGUCGGGGGGAUUUUGUCGAGAAAUUAAGCGCCUGUGCUUAUUUCGAGACGGUCUUUCUUUUUCUUGUGUUUGCGUGAUUUUUUAAAGCUCGCUUUCGGAGCCGCACUCUUCACAUUGACAGGCAGUGAAGCUUCGCACUGCAAUGGCUAGCUAACGGCGAGUAAAUCGAGUGGAAGGUGGUCCUCCUAUUGAAGUGUCAGAUGUUUGAUCGUCAGCACCUACAGCGUGCUGAAGUAUCCUUAUGCAAGACGUCCUGAUGCAUCUCAGUAAUCCAGACUCGUGCAGUUCGCUGAACCACCGAAUGGAGGCCUGCCGGAACCUUUCGUUUAGAAACGGGGAGUACAAAGACCGACGCACACCCGGCAGCGACCGCAACCGGAAGUUGAACGAUUGUCAAACGAUGCACAUGGGCUUCAUUCACUGGAGAACGUAAGACUUGUAGCUCUUCGUGGAUGCCUUAUCUUUUGCAUUUUAUUAUUAAACCGAAUUCAACGCGGUUUUAGCUAAAACACAUGGACUCAACUCAAAGAGUAGCUGGGAUGGAUCUUCAACACGAGGCUGCAUUCAAAUAAUAUUAAAGGUUUUGUUGAGGCGAGCCAGGCUGCGGUGACAUGGUUUUGUCCUUUCAAUGGCACCGGACAGCCGUGGAAGCAAAGAAGAGCAACAACUGUUUGUCCAUGACUGGUGAAGACACUGGUUUGGAGGCUUUGGCCUCGCCACAGGCGGGGUAUUUGGGAAAAGUUCAGGAACGAGCUGAGUCACUGGAGUUUUGUCCCUGGUGUUCUUCAAAGGGCUUCACUUUCCGUCUGCGCUCUUACCACAUCAACCUUCAGGAAUCCAUCACCGUUUGCACAAACCCACAGUGCCUUUUCCCUCUAGUCACCAGGCCCUUGGAGGAUGUUCUGUCUAGUUUGGUUCCCGUGGUUCCCACUGUGGGGAACAAAAGAAAAAAUAUAUUGGAUUUGGACACAGAAGACGUGACUGAAUCUGCAUUUAAACGUCCACGGUCGAGCAAAGUUGGCAGUUACGAGUUGCAGCCACGAUCAGAGCAUGAAUCUGUGAAUCCUCUUACAAAUGAUCUACAUGCAGCACCAAAAACUCAAAAUGAGAGCGUGGGUGGAAACGACUGCAUGGAUACRGAGACAGAAACAUGGGAUUCACUUCGAGACGAGGAUGUUGGUCCUCCCCCAGGCCUCGACGCUUUUGGACACCAGUCAGACGUUUUGAACGGUGAUGGAGUCGAGCACCAAGCAGACGUUUUGUUGAACGGCGAUGGAGUCGAGCACCAAGCAGACGUUUUGUUGAACGGCGAUGGAGUCGAGCACCAAGCAGACGUUUUGUUGAACGGCGAUGGAGUCGAGCCCUCGCUUUCUCUUCACCAUGCAGUUAAUGGUUCAUCAGAGAACAGCUUUAAAGAGGAGGGCGUUCCUGUUUCAAAUGGAUGCAGCAAACCAAGUCCCAGUCKGGACUUCUCUUCAACGAACAAUGAAUUUCAGACGAUUUUGGGCAAUAAGCUGACAUCCAAAAAUAAAAAGUCACUGAUUUCAGACAUGAGUGGAAGUGGAGACGCAGAAGGCAUCGGGUCAGAGAGUGAGGAUUUGGCUUCACUUUCUAUAAGACAGUCUGAGGAGCUUGUAUCUGUUCCCAAACUCCUGCUCUGGGAGAACAGUGACAACCUGUGCUGGCUGGACUCACUGCUCUCUGCUUUGGUGAACUGUAAAACCUUAAGAAGGCUCAAACCUAAAGAUGAGCCUCAUCGCUCGUCUGUGUGGCAGCUGUUAAAAAGAUAUGAYGACAUCUCUGCUGCUGUUCAGGUGCACCAACAAACUGGAAGAGGUAAACGAAAGCUGAUAUGUGAUCAAAAUUUCGUGUUUGAUUCUGUUUUUAUCUGGUUUCAUUGCAUUUAUGAACAGAAAAAAUAUUUGGAUUUCUAUUUGUACAGACUAGRUGGUGUUGUCAGGGUGCCGAGUCACGUGCUGCGAAGAGCUGAYGUUGAGCUGCAGAGUCUCAGGAUGUCCGUCUUCAAGCAGCUGCAGCCCAAACUGCGUUGCAUUCUGGGUCAAAGGGAAACUCCGGUAUUCGCUAUGCCUCUUCUUCUCACAAUGGACUCCUGGGCGGAGCAUCUUUUUCAGUCCUCCUUUCACUGGGAGUUCAGGUGCAGCCGAUGUAAAGUUGUCACCAAAGAAAGGGUUAUUAAAACUCUCCCCACCUUCACAAAUAUUGUUCCUGACUGGCGUCCCCUCAAUGCCGUUCAUGUUGCUUCGUGUAACAUGUGCGGCGAGAAGAACCAGAAGAGGACCAUGUUGCUGGAAAGUGUACCUCCAGUGUUUGUGCUGCACUUUGUGGAGGGGCUUCCUGAUAGUGACGUUGGCGUGUUCACCUUCAGCUUCCAGGGGAAAYGUUACUCCAUCACCACCGUCAUACAGUACAGUCACAGACUCAAGCACUUUGCCACCUGGAUUAGGAACAACGAAUCGUGGCUGGAAUACGACGACUUGAAAUACCCCGACUUCAGGACCCACCAGAAGCUGAAGAUCCAGGCUCGUGAGAUGCAUGUCGUCUUCUGGGAGGUAGAGGAGGACGCGGACCCCACUGCUUGUCCUCCUCUGGACACGUUUGCUGAACAGCCUGCAGUAACCCCGAGUUUAAACACGGUGGGAGUAGAUGAACCAAUGAGUCAGUCUCCAGAUCAGUCUCUUUUUACACUUCACGAUGACACAGACAUUGUAGACGCACUCACAGACAAAGACGGCACAAACAUGACAGACCCCACAGUCGCAGCUGGUGUUGAUGCCUCAAUAGGGUCUACAACUUUUCUCGAUGCUUUCGAGGGCCUUAGCCACAAUGACAUCGUCACUCUGACCCUGGUUGAAGUUGUUCCAGCCAAUUCAGAAACGCAGCAUUUAAACGACAACCAGCAAACACAAGACGGUGCUCCUACGAGGACUGAAAGGCCAGAACCUUCGCCCGACAGCUCCCUCCCUGCAGCAGGUGGCGACGUGUGUCAUGGCGCUGAUCUCCAGCCUCCUGCGACCCUCAACUUAUCUGAGUCAGUCGACAGCUCAGCGACUGAUGUACCGCUCGCUGCCAGAAGAGGACGAAGGAGAGGAGCGAGCCAAAAGAAACCGGUGUCAGAAGAAGCUCCUCAGACUUGGCCUACCUCCUCAGAGCUCCCCGAAGCACUCAGUCAGGAGACUGAUGGUCCUGCUCAGGACGACCCAUCGCUCGUUGAAGUUGCGCAGCAAGCAUCCACAGAGUCUUCGACUGAUCGACCUCUGCCCAGCAGUCAGAAAACUCACCCAAUAGAUCAAAGCACUCGUUGGUCCUUCCUGCUGAGCAAACACCCUUGGACCUUUCCCCAAACGCUCGAAUCAAAACCCACUCCCACAUCAAGAACCUCCUCUGGUACAGAAGUAAAGUCCUCUCAACCCGUUCACUCUACUCCCAAUCCUGUGAAAAGACAGACGACUCUUUCAGGACCCUCUAAUCCACAGCUCCUUACAAUGGAGAGCAUCAAUCUCCCGCCAAAAUCUGCAGAAAUGUACGGCGGCUUCGGCACAAAGAGCUCCGCCAACAAUAGUCCACUGCCAUCCCCUCCGCCACCCAGCAAUGCAAAACCAUUUCAAACCAUCACUGCAAACCAACCAGCACCCCCCAUGGUGACGAUCCUAAAGAAACCCAGCACCUCCAAGCUCCCUCCGGGUCUCAGUGAAACUGAAGCYCUCCGAUACAAACUGAUAAAGAAGCUAAAAGCUAAGAAAAAGAAGCUGGCCAAGCUGAACCAGCUGUUGGGUAACCAGAAGCAGCUCCAACCGGACAGCACGGAGCUGAACUCCCCGAGCACUGUUGCCUCCAGCACCUACUCAGGUGGGGAUGACUUCCUGUCGGAUCUGCUGUCACCGGCGACCACUGCCAGCAACCUCUCACCGGACAGCACCGGCUUCUUGGAGAUGCUGACCAAUGGACAGGAGGGGGCGGACAGCGCGAGCUGCGUGUUCAGCGCUGCGGGAGGUGGGAUGUCACAGUCUGGCUGUGGUCCAGACGUGCCUGGAACCGAAAACUUCCUGGAGGACUUCCUCAUGCAGUGCUGUGGCUUUGAGGCCAACUGACACAGAAAUUAAAUAAUUUUUACUUUUUUUAUGUAACUCACGGUGCUAGGCAUUGUCUGCAGGCUGCAGCCACAUAUAAACUUUGAUGAAACAUGAGCUGCAUCUCAUCUGCAUGUCGGUACAUUUGAURAAGAAAACUUGUCAUAGUUGAGUURAAUGKAUAUGUAUAUUUUUCCUUAAACAUUUGCACUUUGUUACUGUAAUGAUGGGAUUGUGCAGAAGGACUGUUUGGAAACAUUUUUUUUUUGUUUUUGUCAAAUUACUUGAAAUUUUGUAUUUUUUUGAUGCACUGAAACAUAAUUGUGGAUGUAACAGAAGCCAAGAGGCUUUAAGAUAAUAAAAUGUUCAAUAUUUUUUUUUAUUGUUAAA